CAGACGGGUACUCUCAAAUCCCCGCCAUGUCGUCCGCAUCCACCCCCGACUCGUCUCAAUCACACUCCAAGGCCUGCUCUUGCCCCAACGCCGAUCUACCACUCCCCAUCUACGACAUCACAUCUCUCUCCCUUCUCCCUGCCGAGCUCCGAAACACUGUCUUCGACUUCCUGACCGUCGACACCUGCCCUACCCACACUAUUGCUCUCGCUCGGCUUUCAAGACACCACUAUGCGACUCUCAUCCCUCGUCUGUACAAGCGUAUUGUCGUGACCGACGAAGCCAUCGAUCGGGGUUUGUACGAGAGUCUUCAGAAUGGGUUCGAUCGAGCCGAGAUUGGAACUGGGGAUGAGAGCCUUGUGAGCAAGAGGGAUCUGCUUAGGACCUGUGAAUCGCUGAAUUUCGCGUCCCUGAACGCUAUGGAUGCUACCGGGGACGCAUGCAGGAAAGGCUUUGAGCGCCAUCACAGUGGCGUCGUACGCAAUAGGCUCCGCGGCCUUUUCGACGGUGUUACUCAUCCUGGGUAUGAAGCUGAUGCUCUCGUGGACUAUUGUCAACUAGAGGAUGACGACAGACUACCUAUGGACGAGGGAGUCAGCCGCUAUGGGAUUCGCUCGUCGAAUGCCCGAUAUCCCGCCUUGUCCACCGAGAACAUUUCCCACGUCUGUUUCCGUCUUCCUUAUCCUCUCCACUCAGCAUUGUCACACAAAAUCAGCGACUUUUACGAGUCCUUUCCGGCUCUCGGCUCCGAUGCAAGAAAGAGCUUGGUGACUCGCUUCCACAACUGCCAGUCAGACCGUCCGAUGACAGGCGUCGAGUGGACCGAGCGCACUGGUCAUACGAUGAUUGUUGACAUGCUGCCGGCUGAGAUUGAGGAGGGAGGUGAAGUGAAAGUGGAAGUCUUGUUCCACAAUAUUGUCGAAUGUUGCCGGCGGAUUAUUUGUAACGCGCGAUUCGAUCAACGAUAUGUUCCCCCAGAAAUCAUUUUCACCAACUUUGGCACUACCCCUCUCCCCUGACAGAACUGUUCGCCAUCUCUCCCUUGACGUCAAGCAAACCGUUCUCGACGAGGCUCAGACUGAGGGUACGGCAGAUACUUUCGAAAGAUGGGUUGUCGGAGUAUGCUGUGGUAGCAGACAAGAUAUAUGUGCGAGGCUACGAGGCUUGCGAAUUUUGCCCGGAGGUCGCAUAGGUCUGCUUCUAAGAUCGGCAGAACAGUCGCUGGGUGGACGGCACGGGGAAUGGUAUCAUGAACGAGCAGUGAAUGAGCGACGUGAGCAUGGUCACCUGUGAUAGGAAUAGAGA
Messenger RNA from Cryptococcus amylolentus CBS 6039, 1305 nucleotides. RefSeq lists its product as hypothetical. The record is from RefSeq and is a predicted model, not a curated record. The transcript is spliced from 2 exons. NCBI's taxonomy places the organism in Eukaryota, Fungi, Basidiomycota, Tremellomycetes, Tremellales, Cryptococcaceae. The coding region runs from base 27 to 1019 and encodes 330 amino acids.